AAAGUCCAUCGGAGAGGAGUGUGCAUAUGCCUGUGCUCAAAAGUGCUCCCUUCUCAUUAACCUCACUCAGUUUCCUUGCGUUUACAUUCCUGGUGUUGGGAUUUGUCUCAUUGGAUUCCACAAUGAAAUUAGCGGUCAGUGCGCUGAUAUUGUGCUUGUCUCUGACCAUAGGGAGAUGUACCGAAGAGAUAAUGCAAGACAGCACACCUCAGCCAGAGGAAAGCUAUUUCUCCGACUGGGGAAUCGGGACCAUCCGCGAUGGCUUUGAAGCAGUGAAUGGCUAUUUAGAUUUUGUCUCAGAGUUGCUGGGAGGGAAGAAUGGAGUUUGUCAAUAUCGGUGCAGAUACGGGAAAGCACCAAUGCCCAGACCAAAUUACAAGUCUGCAGAACCAAAUGGCUGUAGCUCUUAUUUCCUGGGUCUCAAGGUACCAGAAAGUCUGGAUAUGGGCAUCCCAGCCAUGACUAAAUGCUGCAACCAGCUGGAUAUAUGUUAUGAUACCUGCGGUGCCAACAAAUACCGCUGUGAUGCCAAGUUUCGCUGGUGUUUGCAAUCCAUCUGCUCUGACCUUAAACGGAGCCUUGGCUUUGUCUCCAAGGUGGAAGCCUGUGAAUCAAUAGCUGAUACGGUAUUCAGAACCAUCAGGACUCUGGGUUGCCGUCCAUUCAUGAACAGCCAAAGAAGUGCCUGCAUUUGCAAUGAAGAAGAACGAGACGAAUUGUGAGGAAGCGCUAGGCUCCCUGACAUUGACAGCUCUGGAUUUGUGUUGCCCUUGGUUAGAAGCUUGGUCUUCUGACUUCAAACCAGGUGCAAUUUUGACAGCAGCAAGGUUCAGGGUGUGGUUGAUUGCUACCAGAAAUGCAUUAAUUGCAGCUUCUCCAGUGAGCUAGACUGGGACUGGAAUUGAAAGUGAGAAGGCACCUUGUCUGUUCCAUUUGAUGGCUUCUACCACCUUCUUAAGCAAACUGGUCGACUUAAUGCCAACUCUCCACAGAGACUAAGAUGUGCAUGAGCUUUGCACUUAUAACAAAAGAGACAGGCUUUGUGUGGUGACAGAGUUGAUAAUAAUCUCUGCAACAAAUACAGCCAGCCCUCCUUAUCCACAGAUUCUGCAUCCAUGCAUUCUACCAUCCUCGGCUUGAAAGCGAAUUCCAUAAAGCAAACAUUAAUUUUGCCAUUUUAUAUACACCACAACGGGACUUGAGCAUCCACAGAUUUUGGUAUCCAUGGGGGAUUUUGGAACCAAACCCUAGCAGAUAUCAAGGGCCCAGACUUCAUGCCCCACAGAUCUCCCAGUUUCACCAGGGACAUAUCUCUUCUAUAGCUUUUCAGAUGCUGCGAGGUCAUGUCCACCCCACAUUAGUGGAAAAACAAUUUGGGAUCACAGGGCUACUCAACAGCACAUAGAAUGGGAAGUUUGGGAGAUUUUCCUUUUCAGAAAAAAAAGAAUGUAAACAAUCUGUAUUAGACUCAGAAUGGUCAUUGAUUUUAUUUCCAUUGAAACAUUAAAACAACUUAAAGAAAUCCCAUGAUGUACCCCUAAAAACAGUAAGAGAAAGAACCACUGUUAUACUGAUUGUGAGUCAUGUUUAACAUGCAGGCAUUUAAAACUAACUUUUAUUUAAUAAUAAUAAUAAUAUAUAUAGUUCAAACAGCAUUAGAGAUUGCCAAUAACAUUUUGAAGGUCAGUUCUAGCUACAAGAAUUACUAUUAUUUUACAACUUCAUUUUAUAUUAUCAUUAUAUAUAUUUAAAAUGACUAUUCAUCCAAAAUGUAUCACCUAGACAUUGCAGAUUACUACCUUUGUACAUUUGUUAAUCAAAUUAUCAGUUGGCCCGAACUAAACAGCACUAUUUUGUCCAUUUUGACUGUAAUUUUUCAAAAGACCCAAAAUUCAUUUUCAGAGCAUGACUUGCUGCAUCCCAACCUCAUGGCUGAACUCUAGAUUUUCUGAAACUUUGACAUUCAUAUUGAACUGCAGUAACAAUGCUUGCAUUAUCUAAAUAUAAUACAGUCCGACCCCUAUAUCUGUGGGGAUAUGUUCCUGUACUUACUGUAGAUAGAUUAAACCACAGAUAAUAGUGAACAGUGUAGUUUGCAUAGUGGCCCUAAAACUUAACAGAAUAUAAAAAUCUAAGUUAUAAAAGGUACUAAAACAUAUAUGUCUCAGCUGUAAAUUUAAUUUACAUUAAAUUCCAUUUGAUUUUUGAUACCAUUUCUCAGUGUGGAUAACUAAAGCUGAGGAUAUUGAUUCCAUCGAUACAGUGGUAGUAGUGUAUUACACGAUACUUGCCUUCCAUCUUUGGUUCUUUCCCAAGAGUCCAUAACUAAUGCACAUUUCUCCCCUAUUUCCUCCAAUCUGGCACAAUGCAUGUGCUUGCUACACAUAUCAAAUAUAUUAGUGGUUCUCAACCCACGGGUCCCCUGGCGUUUUGACCUACAACUCCUAGAAAUUCCAGCUAGUUUACCAGCUGUUAGGAUUUCUGGGAGUUGAAGGCCAAAACAUCUGGGGACCCACAGGUUGAGAACCACUGAUAUAUACCCAUGUAUAAGGUGAGCUCGUGUAUAAGUCAAGGGCAGGGUUUGAGGCCAAAAUUAUAGAUAUUGAUUUGAUCCAUGGAUAAGUUGAGGGUCUUUCUGCAGAGACAGAAAAGUGUUAGUGCCAUCUCGGGGCUAGCCGCUUUGUUAUUUCUCCACCCAGGUAUGAAUAAAAGCCAGAAAUGGCACCACGGAAGAAAGAGUAGAUGGGGGCAGGAUGGACCAAGCUCUUACUUUCCCCAAUCUACACAGCGAAGGGGAUGGUUCCAUGUAUACAUAAGUUAAGGUACAAUACUCAUACUGCCCUGUGGAUAUGUUGUCCCAGGAUUUUUUUGGGGGGGGGGGUGUUGACUAAAGGUUUUAGACUUGUUAAAUUAAUGUAUAUUGCACACAUCUUGCAUCAGUGCUGAGAAAGAGUACCACAAAAUUUUAGACUUGCACUCAUUCUCUUCUCAAGGAUCCCUCAAAAUUUAGAGACAAAAUUCACAAGGGCACGUAUAAAUUUGGGAUUGUCCCGGCAGAUUCCCAAAUUCAGCAUCACACUACUGAAUAUUUAAAAAAAUACUGAAGCGGGAAGAAGGACUUAAUGUCACAGUUCAGUACAUCAGCUUCAGUGGAUAUGCAGCCAUCUUGGAUGCAUACAUGUCAAUGUGAUGUUAUAGAAAGCUUCAACAUUUCUCUGGAUUGUCAAUUACUGUACCACAGCUCACCUCGCUCUUGGAAGAUGUCUUUGGGAAGUCCAACCUUGCCAUCUAAUAAAAUACAGAACUUUUUAAAAAGGAAGCUUUUAGGGAUGCUCAAUUGGGCAAAUGGUAGCUCUACAGAUGUCUUUGGACUUUAAUUAUUUCAUUUAUCCCAGUCAUCUUGGGCAAUGGUGAAGCAUCUGGAAGGCCACCAUUUUUCUAGCCCUGGGUAACUGCUAUUAGUGUCCCUGCUUUAACUGCUAAGGCUACAUCCUAUGGAAUACUGGGAUUUGAAUUUUUGAGAGACACUAUAGCUCUCUGGGGAGCCAGUGUGGUGCAGUGUUGAUGCCAAAUCUCCACAUGAACAAAUCUUCCAGAGAAAACCCUGUGAUAGGUUUGCCUUAGAGUCAACACAAGCUGCACAAAACCCCAAAGGUUUACAACAAGAGCUCUCUGACAGACAAACCUAAGAAAACUACAAUUCCAGAAUUCUAUAGGAUGCAGUUAUGAACAUUAAAACAGUAUCAAAGUGUGAUUAGUCUUUAGCACAAGAGACAUCACCAAUAUCCCUCAUCUCAGGGCAAGCUUGUUAAUCUCACAACUCUCUAUUUAUAUAAAGACUUGAUUAUCUAUGUAUUCUGGAUGUUCUUUAAAUAAACCAGUUCUAACAGAA
This is a messenger RNA of Anolis carolinensis (green anole), 3892 nucleotides long. It is a transcript of the gene pla2g12b, whose product is annotated as phospholipase A2 group XIIB. Gene Ontology annotation, molecular function: calcium ion binding; A2-type glycerophospholipase activity. NCBI's taxonomy places the organism in Eukaryota, Metazoa, Chordata, Lepidosauria, Squamata, Anolidae. Gene Ontology annotation, biological process: arachidonate secretion; phospholipid metabolic process; cholesterol homeostasis. The transcript has 4 exons. Bases 27 to 722 code for a protein of 231 amino acids. The record is from RefSeq and is a predicted model, not a curated record. Gene Ontology annotation, cellular component: extracellular region.